Molecule: messenger RNA, 975 nt
Organism: Alternaria novae-zelandiae
Lineage: Eukaryota; Fungi; Ascomycota; Dothideomycetes; Pleosporales; Pleosporaceae
Exons: 2
Coding region: 1-975 (324 amino acids)
Source: RefSeq, a predicted model, not a curated record
AUGGAGUCAUCGUCCUACCAAGCCGACGCUCUCCCAGCCUCGCCAUUGCUUCGCCUUCCUUUCGAGAUCCGUCUCAUGAUAUACGAGUACUUGCUUCUACCAUCGACGAUCCCCACGACCGGAAACGGAACGUCAGUCGCAAACUUGAUCCCCGACUUCCACACAUACCUUUCAGACGAUACGAACAAUGAUGCUUGUACGUUGAGCGUACGGACUAUGGAUCCAUGGCUAGGGUCGCAAGGCCCAAAGACGUGGAGACGAAGGAGUACAUACCACAUUAGAACCGGCCCCUUCCUAACAACCACAACACCAACAACCUACCGCGUCCUCCUCUCGCCCUACACAUCGCACCUCCGCUACACCGUCCCCUCGCUCCUCUUCUUGAACCAGCAAAUCCAUGCCGAAGCCAGCAAGAUCCUCUACUCAACCUACACCUUCGCCUUCCACACCAGCAUCGAAGCCGCCGUCCCCUUCCUCUCCGACCUGACACCCAGAAGCCGAGCGUCCAUACGGCACAUCAGUGUAACGAAAAAGGCCUUGCCAUACAGCAAGGAAUUCGACCGCGCAGAAUGGGCAAGUCUAUGCGAAUACCUCGCUACACCCUCUUCUCCCUCCGACGAUGAUAGUUCCGAGGCAGUACCCCCCAUCUCCCUACGCACCCUAAACCUCAACGUUAUAUCCGGCAAACCAGACCACGGCUGGGACGCCAUCACGCCCAUCACACCUUCUGAUUUCGACACCAUGCUACGCAUGAAGAACGAGUGGCUCGGCGGUAAUGGCGAUUUCGGCGGCGUGGAUCUGGAGUGGGUGGAGCAGGUUAUGGCGAUUAAAGGAUUGCAGGAGGUUAAUGUCAAAGCGAUGGUGGAGAGGUGUGCGAGUCCGGUCAGUGAGAAACAGGCUUUUUGGAUUGCGUUUAGUAAGAGUGUUGAUGAGGGGGGGUUUGGCGCGUGGGUUCGGGGGAGGAUGAUCCGGUAG